Tetrahymena thermophila SB210 is the source of this 9405-nucleotide messenger RNA. Its product is annotated as EGF-like domain protein. The transcript is spliced from 35 exons. Lineage: Eukaryota; Ciliophora; Oligohymenophorea; Hymenostomatida; Tetrahymenidae. The record is from RefSeq and is a predicted model, not a curated record.
AUGUGGAUUAUAAUUUUAUCCACUACUCUCACUGUUUUACUAGUUUAUGGCUAGUAGUUAAAGACUUUUACAACAACUAAAAGUGUUUUGGAAAUGUGCUAUGUAGAAGUGAAUGCUGGAGCAUAAAAUACCAAUUACAUUGCACAAUUAUUUAGUGAUAAAACUAUGGGCCUACUUAGCAUUUAAGAUGCUACAACUACUUUGCAAAUUGAUACUAGCUAAUCAAAUCUUGGUGCUCUUACUAUUUUAAAAAUGGAUUGUUUAGAAACACCAAUAGGGUAUUAAAUAUUAUUUCUUCUUAAUGGAGCAGCAAUUCCAAAAAUUGGAACUUUAUACAAUGAUGGUAGUAAUAAUAUUUAUCUGUCUACAUUAAAGACAAUGCCAUAUGCUUUUGUAUCCUACUAUUACAAAAGAUUGUCAGAUACAAUUUACACAUGGGAUGGAACUACUGUUAAUGUCGAAACAAUAAAUAUAUUUAGCUUAGCUUAAGGAGCGAAUAUAGUUUUUACAAUAACCCCUACUGUAUUCUAUAUUUCUAACAACAAGAAAUAUUACUUUGUAUAAGAUAAAGCAACAACAAGCGCGCUAGUAUAUGGCGUUAGCUCACUUGCUGCUGCAAUUUACAGUUCUGCUCCAUAUACAAAUUAGAUUUUAAAAGUUGGGGAAUAUAAUUAUUAAGGAUCAACAUGCUAUACUAUUGUUGAUAACACUAAGAAGGCAACAACUUUAACUCCGAAUGGAGUGGCAUUAACAGAAGGUAAAGAUUUUACAGGUAUUACAGAUUAUGAAUAUUCAUAUGGAAGCUAAUUACUUUAAUUUGAAUAAAAUGGUAAAGUAGUGAAUGUAGAUUUUACUAUUUUACCAGCUGCUUAAACCUAAAAAGCAAUAUAUUCUUUAGCUAGUUUUCCUUCUCCAAAUUUCGUAAACCUAUAAAAAAGGGUUAUUGCUUUUUAUUAAUCUCAUUCAGGAUAAAUACUUAUACUCAACUCUUAAUGCAAUAAAAAGUGUUCUUCUUGCACAUUAAAUAACUAAUUUACUUGCUUAACAUGUAACAUAUUUGAUAAUAGAUAGUUGAUUGGAGGUUAAUGUGUAUGUAAUAGUGGUUUUAUUGAUACUGACUAAGAUUUUUGUUUUCCUUGUUAAGAUCCUUUUUGUUAAUCCUGCUUUGAUACAGUAUAAAAUUCAUGUUAUAGUUGCUUACCUGGUAUGUAUCUUACUUAAUAAAAUAUUUGUAGUUGUCCAGAUGGGUAUUAUUUUGAUACUUCCAGCAGCACUUGUAAAGUAUGCUCACCUGGAUGUGAAGUUUGUUCUUCAUCAACUAUUUGUACAAAAUGUUAUUCAUCAAACUAUAAUUUAAAUGCCAAUAAAUGUGAUUGUAAUAAUGGCUUUUAUCCCGAUCCUUCAACUCAAUUAUGUCUACCAUGCCAUUAAAGCUGCUCUACUUGUAGCGGUCCACUAGUUACAACUUGUAUCACCUGUAAAGAUGCUACUCAAGUAGUGUUUAAAGGUACUUGCUAAUGUAAAUUAUUAAACUAAUUUUUAGACAAAACUUUUACAUGUAUUAAUUGUGAUCCAUCAUGCUAAUCUUGUGCUGGUAUUUCUACCUAUUGCUUAACAUGUGACCCUUCAGCUAAUCGCUAAUUAACUUAAAAUAAUUAAUGUGCCUGUCUACCAGGAUUUUAUGAUAAUUCAGGAACUUGCACUUCUUGUGGUGUACCUUUUUGCUAAACAUGUGCUGCAGCAGGUACUUGUACAGUAUGCUAAACUUUAAAUGGAUUUAGUUUAACAUUUUAAAAUGGAAAAUGCAAUUGUCCAUCUGGUUAUUAUUUAGAUUUAAAUAUAGGAACUUGUGUUAGAUGCCAUUAUUCAUGUUAAACUUGUCAUGGUCCAAGCAAUAUUAAUUGCGAUACUUGCGAUCCAACUGCUAAUAGAGAUCCUGUAACAGUAGAUUUUAAAUGUAAUUGUUCAAAUUAGCAUUUUGAAAUAAAUUAAUACUGUGCUCCUUGUAGUUCAAACUGUAAUGGUUGUUUGCAAUUACCAAAUAAUUGUAUAAAUUGCAAAUCAGGUUACCAUCUUGCAUAUUAGCCAACUUAUCUUAUCAAUUAAUGUUUUUGUAAUGAUGGUACUUAUUAUGAUAGUUCCACAGAUAACUGUGAUCCAUGCACCCCAGCUAACUUAUGUUAAACGUGUUCAUCAUCUUCUUAAUGCUUAACGUGUUUACCAAAUGCUUCGCUUGGCCCAAGCAAAUAAUGUUCUUGCAAUUUAGGAUUCUAUUUAAAUGCAAACUAAUGCUCUCCAUGCACAUGGACGACUCCUCCAGCAGAUUGUAUAUCAUAAGCAAUAUAAUUAUUUAGAGAUCCUAGUAACGGCUAUUCAUGUAUAGUAGGAUAUUAUUUAGAUGCUGGCAGUGGACUAUGUUUAAAAUGUUAUUAAAGUUGUAUAACUUGCCAUGGACCUUUACAAACUGAUUGUGAUUGUCAUGAAACAUGCUUAACUUGUGUGGGUCCUUAUCCAUAUCAAUGUACAUCUUGUCAUAAUAAUUUUAUAGCUUUAAGUGGAGGUACUGAAGGGUAUUGUAAUCAAUGUUAAAGUGGUUACUUUUUGAAAGAUGGAGUUUGCUAAUAAUGUGACCCUAACUGCUAAGAAUGUCUUUAUUCUUCAACAUAUUGCACAUUUUGUAAGAAUUAUUAAACUUUAUUAACAAAUAAAACUUGUGGAUGCCUUCCAGGUUAUUUUGAUGACACUACAUAAUGCGCUUAAAAUACAUGUCACGCAGGAGAUAAUUGUGCACUUUGUAGCUCAACAAAUCCAUCAUCUUGUAUUACCUGUAAUACUAAUAAUAAUUUUACCCUUUAGAAUGGUGUAUGUAUUUGUAUAUAUGGAUAUGGCUUGGAUGCAGGUAAUUGUGUUAAAUGCCAUCCUUUAUGUGGAAUGUGUGACCCAAGUGAUUACUCAAAAUGCCUUACCUGCAAUUCAGAAUAAAAUAGAGCAUUAAGUAAUAAUUUAUGUAAAUGCUAAAAUGGUUUUACUGGUCCAGAUACCACUAUUGAUCCCACUUAAUUUAUAUGCUAACAGUGUUACUAUUCUUGUCAAACAUGCACAGCUACCGGCUAUGGAAAUUGUAGCUCAUGUGGACUAAAUAGGGAUAAUACAAAUCAUAAUUGCGCUUGUAAUACUAAUUUUUAUGAUUUAGGUAACAUGAACUCUUGUAUUGAAUGUCCCUCAGGUACUUAUAGUAGUGCUGCAAGCUUCUCAUAUUGUUAACCAUGUGAUCCAUCUUGCAAAGAAUGCUCUGGAAAUGCUACAACUUGUACUAAAUGCUAAUUAGCAUAUAAUAGAAUUUUUGAUGGAUCUACUAAUACAUGCAAUUGCAUGAAAGGGUAUGCUGUUUAAAAUUAAGAUCCAUAUUAUUGCUAACCCUGUCCAUAUUUUUGCACUGAUUGCCAAUCUUCACUAAACAAUGUAACAUAAAAAUUUGAUGUUACGUGCAACUAAUGCUCAGAUACCAACAGGCAACUGCCGCAUUGUGAUUGCAAUACUGGAUAUUAUAACGUUCCUGGAGAUUCUAAUUGUAAAAAAUGUCACUAUUCAUGUGACCAAUGCAUAGGUCCUGGGAUAAAUGAUUGUUUAAGCUGUCCAACUGGUAGAAUAUCAUAUUAUCCUUCAAAAAAUAUGGGCUUUUAAUGUAUUUGCCCAAGUAAUUAGUAUGAUAAAAUUGGAGAUCCUACUUGCUAUGAUUGUAAAAUUUCAUGUUUGACAUGUAAAGGACCAAAUGAUAAUGAUUGCUUAACUUGCCCAGAUCCAAAUAUGUAAUUAGUUAAUGGAUAGUGUUAAUGUAAGACAGGAUAUUAUAGCCCUACUGAUAAUUAAUGCUUACCUUGCCAUCAUAGUUGCGCAACUUGUACAGGUACUAGUGAUCAUGAAUGUUUAACUUGCUCUGAUACUACUAGAAUUUAUGAUAUUGCUACAAAAACAUGUCCGUGUAUUCCUAAUUAUUAUGAUAAUAGCCCAAGUCCUAUUUGUUCUUAAUGCCACUAUACUUGUUAAUCAUGUCAUGGAAACUAGAAAACUGAUUGCAUAGCUUGUGCUGCAAAUAGAAUUUUUGAUGGUAGUAACCUAUGUGUUUGCCCUCCUGAUACACAAGCACCUGAAGGUUAACCUAUAUGUACGUAGUGCCAUUAUAGUUGUUAAACAUGCUAAGGUCCUUUAGCUACUGACUGCCUAACAUGUGCUGAUAUUAAUAGAACACUAACCGUUAUACCACCAAAUUUAUUUGGUAGUUGCCCAUGCAAUUCUAAAUAUUAUGAUGAUUAGAAAUCAAGUAUUUGUAUAUAAUGUCAUUAAAGUUGUCUAACUUGCUUUGGGAGCAAUCCUUACUAAUGUUAAACUUGUGAUCUACUCAGUGGAGGUGUAACUACUAACAGAAGUUCUAAAAUUCCUUUCUGUCCUUGUAAUAAUUAUUACACUGAAAGUCCAAAUUCUGCUUAUAGUGCAGUAUGUCUUCUUUGUGGUGGGUACUGCUCUGCCUGUGAUUCAACAGAUAUUAACAUAUGUCAUGCCUGCUUAGACUCGGAUAAUAGGAUUUUGGUAGGCUAAGAUUGUGUUUGCAAAUAAGGAUACUACUAAGUAAAUUCAAUGAAAGUGUGUUAACCUUGUCCUAAAAAUUGUGUUACAUGUGUAGCUGAUGCAACUUCGGGAAAGCCAUUAUGUUAAUCAUGCAAUACAAAAGAAAAUAGAGAUGUAGGAACUAACUAAUAAUGCUAAUGCAAGUAAAUGUAUUACUUACUAAAUGAUCCUGGUACAGGAAUAUGCUAACCUUGCGAUCCUAAAUGCGCUUCUUGCGAUCCUCUAAACGGAAAUUGUAUUACUUGUAUAGUAAAUAGAUCAUCACCUCCAGCAUGUACAUGCACACCUCCAUUAAUAUAAGAUUCUGUCAAUUACCCUAAUUGCAUUUAGUGCGAUCAUAGUUGCAAAUACAAUUGCUUUGGCCCAUCACCUUUUUAAUGUUUAAACCCUUGUGAUUUAAAUUCAGAUGCUUUAUUAAAUCCAUUGAAUAGAUAAUUCAAUCCAUUUUUAAACUCAUGUCCUUGCAAACCUGGUUAUAGUGAAGAUGUGACACUUCCUAAUAAUCCAAAAUGUAUGCCAUGUUCCUAUACUUGCUAAACAUGCUCAGCAGCAAAUGAUGCUAAUUCAUGUUCAUCUUGCAGCUCAAGUAAUAAUAGAGUAUUAGUAGGUAGUACUUGUAAUUGCAUGGAUGGAUAUUAUGAUAAUGGAAAUUCUUCAGUUUGUUUAAACUGUAAUUAUACUUGCAAAACUUGUUCAUAUAACUAAUUCCAAACUCCUUAGUUAUAAUGCUUGAGUUGUGACCCAGAUAAUUAUAGAUAUUUAAGUAAUGGAUCUUGCUUGUGUAAAACUGGUUAUUAUGAUGAUGGUAAUAGUCCUGUUUGUCAAAAAUGUCAGUAAUCUUGUUUAAGUUGCAUAUAACCUAAUAUUUGUAAGACUUGCGAUAGUGUUUAAAAAAGAAUCCUUGAUCCUAUAAGUUUGACUUGUAUCUGCUAAGAUGGAACCUUCGAAAAUGCAAAUAAAGUAUGUCAAGCAUGCGAUUUGAGCUGCUAAACUUGUAUAAAUAAUACCAAUACAGGUUGUACAUCUUGCUAAAGUAGCUAUCAAAGAGCUUUUAAACUCAUACUAUCAAAUCCUUAUUCUGGAUCAUGCAAUUGUAUUGAUGGGUAUUAUCAGUCUCCAAAUAAUUAAGUAUGCUUACCUUGCCAUUACUCCUGCUAUUCUUGUUAAGGACCAUUGUAAACAGAUUGCAUUAAGUGCUAAAUAUCUAGAACCUAUAAUAUCGCAACAAGCCUAUGCUCCUGCCCUUCUAACAAAUAUGAUGUUUUUGGUAUAACUUAAUGCUAGGAUUGUCCUUAUUACUGCAAAACUUGUUCUGCUGCUGAUACAACUAAGUGUAGUACUUGUGAUCCAGCCUAAUAGAGGUAAAUGAAUGCCUUAACUGGCUAUUGUGAUUGUAAUUAAGGUUUUUAUGAUGAUGGUAGUCCAGUCUGCAAACCUUGCUUUUAGAAUUGCUUAACUUGUAGAGGCCCUAAUUAAUAUGAUUGCACUUUAUGCGAUUCAAGCAAGAAUAGAAUCUUAUAAAAUGGUAUUUGUGUAUGUAUGAUAGGUUACUAUAAUAUUAAUGGGUAAGUUGCUUGUGGUUAAUGUGAUUAAAGCUGCUACACAUGCUAAGAUAACUCUAAUGGUGGUCCAAACUAAUGCUCUUCUUGUAGCUUAUAAUAAUUUAGAUAAUAAUAAGGAAAUUAUUGUCUUUGCAUUAAUGGAUACUUCUAGGAUCCAGUUUCCAAACUAUGCGUCUAAUGUGAUUAAACAUGUGCUACAUGUGCAAGUAUAACUACUUGUGCAACAUGUAAUAGCUCAUAGUUUAGAGUUCUAAAUCCUACAUCUUAACUAUGCGACUGCAUGAGUGGAUACUAUACCUCUGGAACUUAAACUUGCUAGCCUUGUGAUAGGACAUGUAAAACAUGCAGUGGUAGUGGUCCAAAUUAAUGUUUAACUUGUGAUGCUACUUAAAAUAGAUAAUAUUAUACUAACGGAGGUAAUUCUAGCUGCUAGUGUCUUGAUAAUUAUUACGAUUUACCCCCUAAUUCAGCUUGUUCUAAAUGUCAUUAUUCAUGUAAAAAUUGUAGUGGAUCAAAUCGUAAUUAAUGUACUGCCUGUGACCCAGCAACUUCAAGAACAUUAACUGCAAGUUAAUGCGUUUGUCCGAGCAAUUUAUUUGAUAUACUUGACACACCGAUUUGCCAGUAAUGUCACUAUUCAUGCGUUACCUGCACAGAUAAUACUCCAAGUGGAUGUGUGACAUGCCCUGCAGGAAGAAACCUAGUAAACACCUAAUGCCUUUGCUAAGAAGGAAAUAUAGAUGAUCCUGUUUAAUAAAAAUGUUUAUCUUGUCAUUACAGUUGUGCAACUUGUUCAGUUGCAAAUGGAAGUUCUUCAACUUGUCUUACUUGCAACCCAGCUUACUUUAGAAGUUUAGUUAAUAAUUAAUGUGCCUGUAAUCCAGGAUACUAUGAUGAUGGUUCUCAUGUUCUUUGUUCAUAAUGUGACCCUACUUGUAGGACAUGUUCAGGGCCAGGUUCUUCAUCCUGCUAAAGUUGUGAUGCAACCUUAUUUAGAACUUUAAAUGCAUCUAAUUAAUGUGUUUGCAUGAAUGGCUACUUUUUAUCUGCAGGAACUUGCUAAAAAUGUGAUGAUAAUUGCAAAACAUGUGCAAAUACUUCUACCAACUGUAAUUCUUGCUCAUCUUUGAUGAAAUUAGUUGGUAAUUAGUGCUUUUGUGAAAAUGGAUAUUUUGCCUAAGGUUCUAGUUGUAUAUAAUGUGAUAUAACUUGCAGCACUUGUAAUGGCCCUACUGCAGGAGAUUGUUUGACAUGUGAUGCAUAAGACUUUAGAUUAUGCAAUUAAUGUACUGAUUUGAGUUAAACUAAUUGUUAGCUGUGUACACCAGCAUAACAAGCUCCUAAUGUGAAAAAAUUCUGCAGAUGUUAAAAUAGAUAUUUCAGUUAGUAAGGUUUAUCAUAGUGCUAUCCAUGCAGUUAUUAAUGUCUUACUUGUCUUGGACCUAAUUCAUGCACUUCAUGUGAUUCUGUUGGUGAUUUGAGAGUACUCUAAGGUACAUAGUGUUAAUGCAUAUUAGGUACUUAUGAUGCAGGUAUAUCUACUUGUUAACCUUGUCAUUAUUCAUGCUAAAGUUGUGUUUAGGAUAGCUAAUUUGAUUGUCUUUCUUGCUUAUCGGGAUAAUAUAGAUAAUACAACUCUUAGUCCAAGUAAUGCGCUUGUUAAAGUGGUUUCUAUGAUAGUGGAUAAAAAGUUUGUAAGUAAUGUGAUCCUACUUGUUUUACUUGCAGCGGUCCUUCAAAUACUAAUUGUCUUAGUUGCAGUAGUGCAUAAAAUUAUAGAGAAUUUAACCCUUUAUAAGGAACAUGCAACUGUAUGAGUGGAUACUAUAAUGACCCUAUUUAAUCUAGGUGCUUACCUUGCCAUUAUAGUUGUGCUACAUGCAGUGGUUCUGGACCCAACUCUUGUUUAACUUGUAGGUAAACAGAUUUUAGAACCUUUGAUUCAGGAAAAUGUGGUUGCAAUGAUGGUUACUAUGACAAUAAUACCUCUCAAUGCGCUUCGUGCCACUUUUCUUGCAAAAACUGUAUAGGAUCAUUACAAACUUAAUGCACUUAGUGUGAUGCUGCAAACAGUUUGAGAUAGUUUAAUUCUUAAACAAGCACAUGUGAUUGCAUGGGUGGAUACUACAGCUUGUUAGGACUUUAGUAGUGUUAAAGUUGCCACUAUACAUGUUUGACAUGCAGAGGACCUAAUCCUAAUUAAUGUACAGCCUGCCUAGCAAGUGCUAAGAGAUUCAUGUAAAUAGAUAAUACAUGUGCUUGCGAUUCAGGAUAUUAUGAAAUAGCUUCUCCUUAGAAUAGCAAUAUAAAGAUAUGUGUUCCUUGUUCUCCCACUUGUUAUAUAUGCUCAACCUUUAACUAAUGUACAGGAUGCAACUAAUCAGACUAUAGGUCACUUAAUAUAGUAACAUAGCAGUGUGAAUGUAUAAACGGUUAUUACGAAGUCAGAUAAUAAUCUGGUACAUUAAGCAGUUGUUAGGUAUGUAACACUGCUGCAAACAGAGUAGUAAGUAAUGAUAAAUUGUCUUGUGUUUGUAAACCAGGCUUCUUUGAAGAUCCAUCGUCAAGUAAUUGUAUGCCAUGCCCCAUAAGCUGUGCUGAAUGUUUAAAUUCAAAAUAGUGCACUUCUUGCUCUAGUUCAUAGUUUAGGAUUUUUAGUAAUUACUAGUGCAUACCAAUGUAAGGUUAUUUUGAUACAGGAUAGGCUAUUGCUUAAAAAUGUUCUUAGCAAUGUAAGAAUUGUGUUAAUUUUGCAACUAAUUGUAUCAGUUGUAGAACAGAAGACGGUUAUACAAUGUCAAAGGAUUAAACAUGUGUCUGUUAGGAGGGUUACUAAGAAGUAGCUGAUGUUGAUACUGGAAUUACAGUGUGUAGAAGUCCUUAGAGUCUUGCCCAAAAAAGUGCUAAUUAAGAUAAUGUUAUGUGGUUUUAUAUAUUUCUAUGUAUAUCAGGACUCUUAGCCUUAAUAAUCAUAGUCUAUUUAGGCAGAAGAUUUUGUAUGAAAUCAGAAGAUCCUUAAAAUAACCCAAGAAUUCAUGCAUUAGACAUUAGCGAGUAAGACAUAUUCAACCAAAGACCAGAAGAAACUUUACAACAGCUAGAAAAUGAUAAUAAGAAUCUACCUAAAAUUGAGCAGGCUCAAGACUAUAACUUUGCUCAAAAAAAGAAUGUGCAAAACCAAACUAUUAGUCCUGGUGGAGGAGACUAGAUAGUGUGA